This is a messenger RNA of Haliotis rubra (blacklip abalone), 2799 nucleotides long. Its product is annotated as ralA-binding protein 1-like. The record is from RefSeq and is a predicted model, not a curated record. Gene Ontology annotation, biological process: small GTPase-mediated signal transduction. NCBI's taxonomy places the organism in Eukaryota, Metazoa, Mollusca, Gastropoda, Lepetellida, Haliotidae. Gene Ontology annotation, molecular function: small GTPase binding; GTPase activator activity.
UACUUUUUGUACAACCCGGGGUUUCCAUUGUUAUUUCCGGAAAGCGAGGAAAUCAUUAUUCUGAAGCGGCCAUGCCAUUGCUGUAGAUGAUCAACACCGUCAUCUACCAAGAUGAGUUUUGAGAGUCCAGACAAUGAAAAGAACUUCCCUGGUCUGUAUAAAGCAGGGUCGCUUAGCGACCAGACGUCAGUGUCAGAGGAGGACCAUGACCGAGCCAGUAGGAAGAAGGAUCUGGGGAAGAAGAAGGAUGGCAAGAAGGACAAGAAGGAGAAGGGCUACAUGAUGUUUGAGGAGGAAGACUCGGAGGAAGACAUGGUGUCCUUGGACGACGUCAAGAGCCCCAAGGUAAAAAAAAGUAAACCAGGCUUCAAGUUUCCGGCCAGGAAGGACAUAUUUCCCAAGAAAGAAAAGGAAGAAAAGAAGGAGAAGGAAACAAAGAAGGAAGAAAAGAAGAAGGAAGUGAAGGAAGAAAAGAAACACAAGAAGGAGAAGAAGAAAUCCAAACAUGCUCUCCAUGAGGUACCAUCUGUCGUAGUCCAGAGUGAAUAUGAUAAACCAAUAUUUGGUGUACCCUUGGCGCUGUCUGUGGAAAGAAACAAGUCACAUGAUGGAAUAGAACUCCCUGCAAUAUUCCGAGAAUGUGUUGACUACAUCGAGGAACAUGGUCUGUCGUGUGAAGGCAUAUACCGGAUCUCAGGUGUGAAGUCAAAGGUGCAGCACCUGAAGGACUGCUACAACAAGGGAGUGCCGGCCUACCUCCAGGAGCAUGAGCCCAACGUGGUGGCCAGUCUCCUCAAACAGUUCCUCAGGGAUCUCCCAGAACCCGUCCUUACUACUGCACUCAUGCCCAAGUUUGAAGAAGCAUCAACGAUCAAGAAUGAGAAGCGACGUAUUGAGCAGUUCAAGAAGUUGAUAGAGGAGCUGCCCACCUGUAACCGACUCCUGCUGUCCUGGAUGAUUGUACACAUGACACACAUCAUUGAGCUGCAAAAGCAGAACAAGAUGACGCUCCAGAACGUGUCGAUCGUGCUGAGUCCGACCAUGCAGAUCAGUCACCGUGUCCUCAACAUUCUCUUCACAUACGCAGGACAGCUGUUUGCUGACACAAUCGUCAAGAGGUAUGUUCCCCCUCUGAAGCCAGCCACAUCCCGAUGGUCGCUGGAGCUGCCGGACAACCCAGCUGCCUUGGAGGAAGAGCUGGCUAAGCAGGAGUCGCUGCUGAACGAGCUGCAUCGUGAGCUGAAUGCUGGUGUCACCGACUCCGACAAGGAGGAACAGCUGUGGGAGGUGCAGAGGGUGGUCACUCAACUCAAGCGGAAGAUAAAAUUUGCAAAGAAGGCUGCAGAUAGGAGGAAGGACAAUGAGAGCAAAAAACUGUCUGCUCAUCUCCCUGAAGAGGAGGAGCUUGAUCUCAGACCCAAGAAAGCUGAACCCAAACCAUCCACGAAAACAGCAGAAACUGAGGAGAAAGAACAGCCAGAUGAACCAAAGCCAAAAGAAGUAGAGAAAUCUGAAAAUGAGGCUGAAGUUCAGAAAGAGGCUGAAUCUCAGAAUGAGGCUUCAUCUCAAAAAGAGUCUCAAGCUCAGAAAGAGGCUGAAAAGGAGGAGAAAAAGAUCAAAAGGCAUUCUGGAGUGAAAGCAGGUGCUAAAAUAACAGUUGAAGCUGAUGUGGUGAAGUCGGCUGAAGAGGAAACAAAAGAAACAGCAGAGGAAACAGUUGAAGAAACGAAAGAGGUAAAAGAGGAAGAGGUUAAAAGUGGGGACAAGGAUAAAGAUGGGGUGGAAGAGAAAAAGAAAGUGGAGAAAGUUGAACCAAAGGCUAAAAAAGUGAAAGAGACUGAGAAAGUGUCCCUUCAUCCACAUAUCCACUUGUCUAGUGAGCCACUCAAGCCUAUUAAGGCUGAACAGCCAGUCACACCAAAGAAGGAAGAGACUGCAGACGAUUCAUUGAAGAAGUCGGUGGAGCUGAGAGAGCUAGAGGAAGAACUUCUCGGGGACGGGAAGGCGGAGAAGAAAGUGAAGUUCACAGAGCAGGCGGAGGAACGGGUGAUGGAGGAAGAGGAGGUGGAAUCAGACCUGUCAGAGACGGAGGUGGAAAUCGUUGAUCAGGAGUGGGAUCCCAUCGACGACGAGGAGACUCAGAGGCUGCUGGAGGAGGAGGAGGCCAUGAAGAUGGAAGAGGAGGAACUGCUCGCUAUAGGUGAUGAGCUGAGACAGAAGAUCGAGACAGAGCAGAGCGAGAUCGAGCGCCUCCACCAGGAGAUACAGGAGUUGCAGUACCUCCGACAAGACUCCGACCUCGAGGACAUCAGCUCCUCCUCCGAGAGCAGCUACGACAGCGAGGAUGAGGACGACCUGCAGGACAGCCUCUGUCAGCUCAUCCACGACAAUGAAGACCUCGAGAAAAAGAAUGCAGAGUUAUGUCAGAAGAUCCAUGAGGAGCGGAUGAUCUGCCUGAGUGUGAAGCUGCAGAUCAGGCUGCUGCAGCAGAAACAGCUGGAGACGUCACAGAGCAGUGUCGGGGUUCCAGACAGGGAGACCUUCCUAUAGCAGUUGCCUCCCCUUCCGCAUUCUGCCACAUUGCAUACUGCCAGUCCCUUGUACCAAACAAGGAAAGGAUAUUAGGCAUUAUUAUCUUAAUAUGAGUCAUGAGUUAUCUCCCUUGUAUUAUUAUACAGUAGGUGAAGAUGUGCCUACACAGUUAUCGCUUUACUUGUAUGCUGAGUGCAGUUUUGAAACUCGGACUUGCAGGUGAAGUCAGAUUUUGUGUUGUUCACAUACAGUAAAGCCUUGUACAAG